AUGAGCUCAGGUGUAGAUUCAGCCGUAAGUGCUGCGCUCUAUGCUCACAAGUACAAAAACGUGCAUGGAAUAUACAUGGCCAACUGGUCCCAAACCGCCACAUGCACAGAACGCGACUGGAAUGACGUGCAACAGUUGUGUCAUGAUUUGAAAAUCUCGUGUGAACGAGUGAAUUUCGAGAGGGACUACUGGCAAACUGUGUUUCAACCCAUGAUUGACAAAUAUGCUCGCGGAUUGACUCCUAACCCGGACACUGGAUGCAAUAAACAUGUUAAAUUCGGUAAGUUGGCAAAUUACUUGGAGAGUAAAUAUCACAGCAAGAGGUGGUGGUUAGUAACUGGACAUUAUGCCCGGAUAAUGAAACAUAAUCCAUCAGGGGAAACGCACUUAUUACGAGGGCAUUCUUCCAAAAAGGACCAAUCGUACUACUUGUCGUCUAUCCCUCCUUCCAUAAUGCCCAAAGUUCUCUUGCCAAUAGGUCAUUACAUUAAACCAGAAAUCAGAGAGCUCGGCAAACAAUUUGGCUUGCAUGUUGCAUCCAAACCUGACUCUCAAGGGUUAUGUUUUGUUAGCCCCGAUCAAAACAACUUCCGCGACUUUCUCAAUAACUAUCUCGAACCUAAUCCAGGUGACAUUGUUUCUCAAGACGGCAAGGUCUGGGGCCAUCAUCAGGGACUUUGGCAUGCCACUAUUGGCCAGAGAUCAACGGUAUCUAUGCCCCAAGGGGAUCCUAAUUUCAAGGGAACGUGGUAUGUAAGUGCUAAGGACCCCGUCAAGAAUCAGUUGAUAAUUGUGAGAGGAUGGGACCACCCAAGUUUAUUCAAGGAUCAAGCUAACUUGUACGAACUAGACUGGUUAUAUCCCCAGGAAAAAGUGUUGGCUAUCCCACCUCAAGAAUUACAAUUUCAAUUUCAUUCAUUAGGAAAACGAUACAACAUCAAGUCGAUUGACUUAACCAAUGACAAAUUGUCAGUAAAUAUUCACCCCAAGGCAAGAGCAAUGGCUCCAGGACAAAUUGGAGUUAUUUAUCGAGGAAACCAAGUGUUGGCUUCGGGGAUAAUUAUGUAA
Molecule: messenger RNA, 1068 nt
Organism: Spathaspora passalidarum NRRL Y-27907
Lineage: Eukaryota; Fungi; Ascomycota; Pichiomycetes; Serinales; Debaryomycetaceae
Product: tRNA-5-taurinomethyluridine 2-sulfurtransferase
Exons: 1
Coding region: 1-1068 (355 amino acids)
Biological process (GO): tRNA wobble position uridine thiolation
Cellular component (GO): mitochondrion
Molecular function (GO): sulfurtransferase activity
Source: RefSeq, a predicted model, not a curated record